AUGGCAGAAUCAACUCUGAAUUUCGAAAACUUCUUUAAUAUAAUCAAGGGCGAGUGCCAAACCUCCGACACCACAACGUUUAGCGUUGAUCCUUCCACGGAAUCCAGGCUAUGGGACGUACCUGUGGCCACCAAGCAAGAUGUGGAAGACGCCGUUCGCUCUGCUAAUGAAGCAUUCAAGUCGUGGUCUACGACCCCCUUUGGAGAGCGAGUUGACAAAAUCCUUCAGUGGAAACAUCUUUACGAGCCGCACAUUGAGGAUUUCACCAAGCUUCUCAUAGCAGAGUGCGGGAAACCCCGCCCGGUGGCCGCCGGCGAGGCGAAAGAAAUCCUCGCCCUGUUUGAUCAUAACGUGCAGCUUCGCAUGCCGGAAGAGCGAAUUGAAGACGAUACCCGCAUCGCAAUUACGCGUCAUGUCCCUGUCGGAGUCGUUGCUGCUAUCUGCCCAUGGAAUUUCCCUCUUGUCUUGUCUGUUGGAAAAAUCUUGCCAGCGUUACUGACCGGGUGUUCGAUCAUUGUCAAGCCGUCGCCCUUCACUCCAUAUUCCGCACUGAAAAUGGUUGAACUGGCGCAGAAAGUCUUCCCUCCUGGCGUCGUCCAGAUCAUUGGUGGUGAUGAUUCCAUUGGCCCAGCACUCGUUCAACACCCCGAUAUCAGCAAGGUUACAUUUACGGGAUCCAGUGCAACUGGAAAAAGAAUCAUGGCUUCUGCGGCUGCGACACUGAAACGUGUGACUCUUGAACUGGGAGGAAAUGAUCCAGCAAUCGUCUACCCGGACGUGGACAUUGAAAAAACAGCCCCAGAAGUGGCGCAGGGCUGUUUCGUCUUCUGCGGUCAAGUUUGCGUUGCCACUAAGAGAGUUUACGUGCAUGAAAGCAUUUACGAGCCAUUCCUGAAAUCUAUGGUGGAUGCGGUCUCUCGAAUGGAGGUAGGCAAGGCCGAUAGUCCCAGCACUACAAUGGGCCCGAUGCAGAACAAAAUGCAAUACGAAAAAGUCCAGGAUCUGGUGGCGGAUAGUAAGGCCCAGGGCUACAAGUUUGCUCUUGCUCCGCAUCCCAUUGAAGGGGAAGGCUACUAUAUCUCUCCAAGUAUCGUUGACAAUCCACCUCCGACCGCACGAAUCGUCAUGGAAGAGCAAUUUGGUCCCAUCGUGCCAGUCCUCAAAUGGUCCGAUGAAAGGGAUGUCAUCGCCGCCGCCAACGGAACCACUUCGGGCCUUGGAGCCUCCGUGUGGAGUGCUGACGUUUCUCGAGCCGAGCGAGUUGUCAAAAUAUUCGUGUCUAUCGUGCCUGCCAGCGAUGUCGUCAGCGGAAACUCAAGUGUGAUCCGUGAGUUGUAUGAUGCCUCACCCUCUCCAUCUUCAUUAACAUUCUCCAGGUCCAACUUGUCCGAUGGGACAAGGUCCUCCUGCAUUCAGUGUCUCCGUGCUGGUAAUGAAUGUAUUCUUGCCGGGUCACGGCGCGGGGGCGACUUCUCACGAUUUCGACGCUCACACAGGGAGCAAAGCUCUACGCCAGCCCUCAGUAGGGCUAACAUAGGCCACGGACAGCAUGAGCAAAGUAGAGAUGAUGAAAAAGUAAUCGACGAUCCGAUAUAUGCUGAGUUAACCAAUCCGGGCGAUGCACUCCAGAUUCUUGCCCAACUCGCGGCGAACGAUUCCCGGGUUCCGAAUCACCCUAAUGACUCUACGACCUUCGGUCAUUUCCCGGCGACUCCAUCCGCAAAGCAAAGUGGAACGGAUACUGCCUUCAAUAUGGGCAGUCAGAUUGAGUCUACGCAGCCUCCUGUGUUACAGUCGACAUUGUCUGAGACAGAAACAUUAGUGAUCGGCGUGUUAGGCACAGAUACUGUGGGCCGUCUAAUACAUCACUACGCGGCAAAUUACCAUACUUUCUGUCCGCUCGCACCAAAACAGCUUUUGGCGACGACGGACCCGCGUGGGGCAGCGGUAGACGAGCCGUUCCUGCUGACAGUGCUUCUGACUAUUGCAUCCAAAGACGAACCCGCAUAUAAAGAUAUCCACCAACAUUGCUGGAAGUAUCUCAAGAGGCAUUUGUUGGAUAUACUUCUCGCCACGCCGUCGACUCUAAGGGUCGGGUCUGUCGAAGGUCUCCUGCUUCUGGCGGAGUGGGUUCCUUACAUGCAACUCGAGACCUGUUCCUAUCCUAACAUGUUCCCGAGGAACCUGAGUGCGGUCGAAGAUAAUAUGGCCUGGUCACUCAUCGGCCAGGCUGUAAGGCAUUCUUAUCUCCUGCGUUUAGACAAGGCGUCCUUUCGGGAGACGGCUAUCGGAGAGUCGCAAGAACUCGAGAACCGAAACCUUUUAGCAUGGAUAUUUGUAUAUAUCUCCGAUCGGCAGAUCUCCGUCCGUAUGGGACAGUCAUUUUGGUCGCGAGGGCCAUCGCUCUCAACGAACUUCACGGCGAAUGACUUUCCAAGUCUACGGCUCAGGGCAGAUGCAGAGCACAAAUAUGCACAUGUCUUACAGGCCACCAUUGAGCUCACGCAGCUGCUUCACAACGUGCAUGACACUUUGUACUCGUGCAAGGAACGAACUACUCAAAUGGUUCGACGGGGGGACUACAAUCGCUAUCUAGAUGAUUUUCGCCACUCCAUGUCGGCGUGGAAAGAUCGCUGGGAUGGUCUCGAGGCAUCUCCCAAGCUGAACUGCACUCUGCAUAUCUUCAAGGAGUACGUCCGAUUGUAUGCAAACUCGUUUGCAUUCCAAUCACUUCUUUCCAGGGCAGCUCACCACACCCGUCCUGCGGGAGAAAACCGGACAGCAACUUCGGGGCCAAGGGGAGCCCCCUCGCUGUUUCCACGGGGCAUCAUGUCGACCGCAGAGGGUGCAUAUGUCCUCGAAGCAGUAGAUGCAGCUCGGGGGAUCCUAACAAUAACCGUCCAGACAAGUUCCCAGGCGCAGAUUCGAUACAUGCCGUUCCGCUUUUACGUGUAUACGGUGUACUCCGCUGUCUUUUUAUAUAAAGCAGACGUUUUUGGAACCUUCGUAGGCACAGAACAUACUGAAGUCGCCAACCUAGUGCAGCAUUUUAUACAAGUACUCGAAGAAGCUGCCAUUAGCGAUUGUCAUAUUGCUAGUCGGUUUGCAAGUCUGUUGAAGCGUAUGUGGCUCCCGGACGGGCAAUGCCAUUCUCCAAAGAGAACUGCAUCUUCCGCCGCUGCGAACCAUGCGAAUGUAUUAUCGCAGCACUGCGAACUGCCCCAAAAUACUGAGUUACUCGACGACGGGAUUCGCCAUGAUUUUGCUUCUAGCAUGCAGGUUCCUGAGCCUAUACAGAUUUCCACGCCAUACUUUAAUCUAUUUUGUCCCGAAUUCUCGACUUUAGAAUCGGAAUUGGUUGAAUACGGGCUAGGCUCUCCCGAUUUCCCGCUUUGA
Messenger RNA from Penicillium hordei, 3396 nucleotides. Its product is annotated as transcriptional regulator family TF. The transcript is spliced from 7 exons. Lineage: Eukaryota; Fungi; Ascomycota; Eurotiomycetes; Eurotiales; Aspergillaceae. Bases 1 to 3396 code for a protein of 1131 amino acids. The record is from RefSeq and is a predicted model, not a curated record. Gene Ontology annotation, molecular function: DNA binding; zinc ion binding; aldehyde dehydrogenase (NAD+) activity. Gene Ontology annotation, biological process: DNA-templated transcription.